This is a messenger RNA of Gossypium raimondii (Peruvian cotton), 931 nucleotides long. Its product is annotated as MOB kinase activator-like 1A. The record is from RefSeq and is a predicted model, not a curated record. Gene Ontology annotation, molecular function: protein kinase activator activity. The transcript has 7 exons. Gene Ontology annotation, cellular component: nucleus; cytoplasm. Gene Ontology annotation, biological process: positive regulation of protein phosphorylation; signal transduction. NCBI's taxonomy places the organism in Eukaryota, Viridiplantae, Streptophyta, Magnoliopsida, Malvales, Malvaceae. The coding region runs from base 70 to 717 and encodes 215 amino acids.
UUUCAAGUUUCCCACCUGAAGAAAGGCAAAAAAAAAAAAAAAAAUCAAAUCCUCUCUAUAUCUCUAACCAUGAGUCUCUUCGGUCUGGGCAGAAAUCAGCGAACAUUCCGCCCAAAAAAAAGUGCACCCUCAGGAAGUAAGGGUGCACAGCUUAAAAAGCACAUUGAUGCUACCUUGGGCAGUGGAAACCUAAGGGAAGCAGUAAGGCUACCCCCAGGGGAGGAUUUACAUGAAUGGCUCGCAGUCAAUACUGUGGAUUUCUUCAAUCAAGUGAAUCUGCUCUAUGGCACCCUUACAGAGUUUUGUACUCCUGAGAACUGUCCUACAAUGACUGCAGGCCCUAAGUAUGAAUAUAGAUGGGCAGAUGGUGUGCAGAUCAAGAAACCUAUCGAGGUUUCCGCCCCGAAAUAUGUUGAAUAUUUAAUGGACUGGAUCGAAUCACAGCUUGAUGAUGAAUCCAUAUUUCCUCAAAAGCUUGGUGUAGCAUUUCCUUCCAACUUCAAUGAGGUCGUGAAGACAAUAUUCAAAAGACUGUUCCGAGUAUAUGCCCACAUCUAUCACUCACACUUCCAGAAAAUUGUGAGCCUUAAGGAAGAAGCCCAUUUGAACACAUGCUUCAAGCAUUUCAUACUGUUUACUUGUGAAUUCGGGCUGAUCGACAAGAAAGAGUUAGCUCCACUUCAAGAGCUCAUUGAAUCCAUCAUAGUCCCUUGCUAAAUAUAUAAGGGUUUAAUUCAAUUCCCCUUAAAAAUCUCCGUUUUUCUUAUGAUUUUACAUUUUUAUCACAUAUUUUUUAUUCAAGCCCUGACAGGCCGGCAGCCCCCUUGUGUCAUCCCAGCUUGAUGCUUGCAUCUGUUGGACUUAAGUCUUCAAUAUUCUUUUAUUUAAAUUAAUCAAGGAAAUCCAAUAUGGACAUAUCACAUAAUAUGCA